ACUUAUAUAAAAAGCUUUGAAAAGUCGAACCAUAAUAAAGAUAUGGAAACAUCAGUCUCUUGUUUGCUCUCGUGUCUGAUUCUUGUUGUGAUCAUCGCCACCAUUUUCGUACACUUGUUUCACGCAGUGGUGGUCUAUGCACUUUUUAGCCAGUUGUACAUAGGUACCUGCUCGAAGUGCUAUGUCUGGCUUAGUGGUGAACUCUUUUUACCAUUAUUGAGGCCACAAUAAUUGAAGAACAAAAAAAAAGUUAUGCCAGAAACGCAAAAACCGUAAGUCGACGAAUCACCAGUGUUCAAUCUCAUCUCAAAAUGCCAUCACUGAGGCAAAAGGUGACUACCUACUUUAGGCAAUUUAGCUUUAUUGCUGAUCGUGAGGAACGAAUUACUCCUGAGAACAAAGUGUCGGAUGGAUCCUUCAUAACACGGUAUCUGGAUGGGACAUGGAAACCACCAGAUUCUAUACCAAAGAUUAGAUCUGGAAAGGAACCGACUGAACUACCAGAACAUAGUAUUAACAAGUAUAAAACUGGAACCGAGUCCGUAACGGCGGCCUACACGGGCCCUGACAAAGGGUUGACUGGUAUUCGUAGAACGCGUAACCAUCUGAGUGCAGGCCCUGAAAUAGAUUUUAUAGAUACUCAUUUGGAGCAAGAUAUUCAAAGUGACACUACAUUGGGCAAGAAAUUACAAAAUUCCAUCAAAAAUGCAAAAGCGGACACAAACGCAAAUAGAAGAACCGUUACAGCAUGUAAAGAAACGGCGAAGGUAUUACAGACGCAAAAAAAUGCAACCAAAGAGUUACAAACCGAAAGCGUGAUCUCAUCCGUAAUCGAAACAAUUGAUAAUGGCAAUGACAACACGGUUAUCAAGAGCACCUUGGACGCAACGGAUACGACAGACCCAAUAGCGAACAUAACGAACUGGAACAUCCCGGAUGAUCACGCAUAUGGAAUAUCGGUUUCGUUAUAUGAGAAGAAUUUCAUCACAGGGGAAAACAUUGGAAAUCCAGUGGCCGAUUGUUUUGGAAUAAUUGCAAGAGAAACUACUUGCAUAAUGGCGUUAGCGGACGGGGUUAACUGGGGUGAUGGAGCACAGCUCGCAGCGAGGUGUGCAGUACAAGGUGCAAUUGAGUAUUUGAACUCGGCAAUAUUUGGAAUUCAUCAGACGUCUUCAACAAAAGACAUAUUUGUAAGUUUGGUACGCAGCUUUUGGGAGGCGCACGCCUAUAUAAUGGAAGCCGGAGGAGCGUUGACUACGUUAACUGUUCUAGUGGUUUUACCACUGUCCGAAGAACCGGGCAAAUAUGUUGCAUGUUGCUGCAAUGUCGGCGAUUCCCUCGGAUACGUAUACUCCAAAGUUCAUGGAGUGCGAGAAAUCACUGAAGGUUCCCAUGAUGUGAAUUCCAUGCGUGACAUGCGCGAUGCUCUCGGUGCCCUUGGACCAGUCAACGGUGAUAAACCGGAAAUGACAAACCUAACACUUGCAUUGACAGUCUUGGAAAAAGACGACAUCGUGUUCCUUACAUCAGAUGGCAUAAGUGAUAAUUUUGACCCUGUGGUGGGUAAGUUUGCUGAACCACUAACGCAUAAAGUUCAGCCACUGGCUCCUCAAUCUAACCAAGCUCGCCUAGCACCUAAAAGACAAAACAAAAGUGCGUCCAGUAUUAUGUCUAAGCAAAAAGAAACAGUAGAGACAAACGCUAGAGUAGGACCGUCAUCAAGGCCGCCAGUGGUUUCACACGCGCCAACGUCACAAAGAAGACCAAUGUCUACAGGUUCAUCGGUGGAUGGAGUCAGACGAACUUACACCAGGUCGAAGACGUUCAUCGAACCAAGGUUGCGGAUAACCAAUCAACCAUCAAGGACAUCGGCAUUGCCGUUGGUGACAGGUGCCCAAAGGCAUCAGUUAACGCUGUUGCGAAUGGCCGAUCUUCUAACAUACGGCAUAAAUGGAACUCUAAGACCUUGUACUACUGCCAAGCAGCUAUGCCAGCUGUUGAUCGAUUUUGCGACAUGCAUCACAUCCGCAAAGAGAAAGAUGCUGGAGCAACGUGAGCUGUAUUACAGAUUUGUAACUGACAAGGAUGGCCGCCGAAAAGAGGUAGAAUAUACUAAACAUCAGCAAAAGAUGGCCCGUAAGCGGAUGGUAGAAGGGAGCACGUUUUCUUCGCUUCCGGGAAAGCUGGAUCAUGCAUCGAUUGUUGCGUACACAGUUGGUGUGGAGCGUGCAUAUACAGAAACGAACCUCUAGUGAACUGAAAUAUGUAAUGUAAUUUUGAUGAAUCUACAAUAUGAGCUGACUGGUCUCGCUUUUUUCAAAUAACCAAUAUGGAUAAACCUUAAUAAAAUCAAUAAUAAUCAUUUACUGGUAAA
Molecule: messenger RNA, 2374 nt
Organism: Aedes albopictus (Asian tiger mosquito)
Lineage: Eukaryota; Metazoa; Arthropoda; Insecta; Diptera; Culicidae
Product: PP2C-like domain-containing protein CG9801
Exons: 5
Coding region: 312-2252 (646 amino acids)
Source: RefSeq, a predicted model, not a curated record